Momordica charantia (bitter melon) is the source of this 2203-nucleotide messenger RNA. Its product is annotated as Exostosin family protein. NCBI's taxonomy places the organism in Eukaryota, Viridiplantae, Streptophyta, Magnoliopsida, Cucurbitales, Cucurbitaceae. Gene Ontology annotation, molecular function: glycosyltransferase activity. The record is from RefSeq and is a predicted model, not a curated record.
AAAAAUAGAAAUAAAAACAGCUUAGUGUGCGUUGGUAAAUUAAAAGAGAUGGGCAUUCCCAAUACUGUAACCGACGAUUUUGUUUCCUCCGUCACCCAAUCAAUGGCGUAAAAGUGGAAUUUGUACUCUUCUUCUUCUCCUUCUUCCCACUUCAUGCAGAUUCUGAACCUUUUUUUUUUGUUUUUCUAYCCAUUUUCUUCUGAAAAUCCUCUCUCUGCGUUGAAUUUCAUCAUGGGUUUUGGUUUUCCUUCACUCCAAUGAUCCGCCAUUGCUUCGCUUCAGAUUCCGCCGACACCCACAGCCCAAAAUGGAGAAGAAGCUGAUCAGAACCCACUGCUCCACCGAUCUCUGCUUCGCCAUCUUCAUUUCCUUCGCCUUGAUCUCCAUUUUCCUCUCUUUUGAUUACUCCACCUUCCGCUCCYYCAACAAUGGCGCCAUCGCUUCAUCUCUUAACCCUACCCUCUUCAAAYUCCCCGCCGAUCGUUGCUCCGGCCGCUACGUGUUCAUCCAGAACAUUCCGAGCAGAUUCAACUCCGAUUUGACCGRAAACUGCCGCUCUCUCACUCGAGGAACCGACAAACCUGAUAUGUGUCCGUAUCUGGCGAACGCCGGCCUCGGGCCUGGAAUYGGAGAUUCUCCAGGGGUUUUCUCCGGYAAUAGUUGGUUCAAGACGAAUCAAUUUCUGYUGGAAGUGAUUUUCCACAACAAUAUGAAGCAGUACGAGUGCUUGACGAACGAUUCGGCCAUGGCGUCGGCUGUUUAUGUACCGUUCUACGCCGGCCUCGAUAUCAGCCAUUACCUUUGGAAUCCGAGCAUCUCGGUGAGGGAUUCUUCGGCUAGGGAUUUCCUGAGUUUGAUUUCUACGAAAUCGGAGUGGAAGAGGAUGUUUGGGAGGGAUCAUUUCUUCGUCGCCGGGAGAAUUUCUUGGGAUUUCCGGAGGAAAACCGAUGAGGUUUCCGAUUGGGGAAGCAAAUUGAGAUUCCUGCCGGAAUCUCACAAUAUGACGAUGCUGUCCGUGGAAGGAAGUUCUUGGAAGAACGACUUCGCGAUUCCGUAUCCGACGUAUUUCCAUCCUUCGAAUCGCAGCGAAGUUGUUGAAUGGCAGAGACUCAUGAGAGCCAAACGGCGCCGCCAUUUGUUCACCUUCGCCGGCGCUCCACGGCCGGAGCUUAGAGACUCCAUUCGCGGCCUGGUAAUCGAUCAGUGCAGAGGUUCAUCUCUCUGCAAAUUCAUCGAUUGCAGUUCCGAUGGGGUUAAUUGCGACGAUCCAGUUACCACGAUGAAGGAGUUUCAGAGCUCGAUCUUCUGCUUGCAACCUCCAGGAGAUUCAUACACCAGAAGAUCCAUAUUCGAUUCGAUUUUAGCUGGGUGCAUUCCAGUUUUAUUUCAUCCAGGUACUGCUUAUUCCCAAUAUUUAUGGCAUUUUCCCGAGAACCAAACAGCUUAUUCUGUGUAUAUACCCGUGAGGGAUGUGAACAACUGGAACGAGAGCAUAGAAGGGGUUUUGAAAGGGAUUCCCAAGAACAGAGAAUCCGCCAUGAGAGAGGAGGUCAUAGGACUCAUUCCAAGGAUUGUUUAUGCAGAUCCCAGAUCAAGAAUGAGGGAUUUUGAAGAUGCAUUUGAUUUAGCAGUUAAAGGGAUUCUUGAGAGAGUAGAAGAUGUUAGAAGGAAGAUGAGGGAGGGAAGAGAUCCUGGUGUAGGAUUUGAUGAUCCUGAUGAUUAUAAGUAUACAUUUUCCCGGAAAAUCUGAGAGAGAAAAUGUUGCAGAUUUUUCCAACUGCAAUCAAGAACAAUGGAAAUAAACGAGGAUUUGGCUAUUGGAUCAGCGCCAUUGAUUGCUGCUAGAAAAUGCUUUACAAAGUAAGAGUCUUGUACAUAAAUCCUCCUCCCAUUGGCUAUUCUUUGGCCUUUUUUAAUUGAGAUUACAUCGAUGAUAGAACUGCUGCAUUUUUUAUGGGUAUACGAAGAAUUACAACUUUGUGCUGUGGAAGUACCUUUUUUGUGUAUUUUUUUUUUCUUUUUUUACCACAAGUGACGGGUGAGAAUUGGAAAUCACGACUUUUUGGUCGAAUAUGCUUUAACCGUUGAGCUAAGCAUUAGGUUUGGUGUUUUUCUUUUCUUUUUUGUAUUCCUGAGUUAUGAAUGUUCAAAAGAUGCUAUACCUCAAAAUUAAUAAUAUGGUAGUUAUAUCUACAUUUGUUUU